This is a messenger RNA of Aspergillus glaucus CBS 516.65, 935 nucleotides long. RefSeq lists its product as uncharacterized. The record is from RefSeq and is a predicted model, not a curated record. The transcript has a single exon. The coding region runs from base 59 to 727 and encodes 222 amino acids. Lineage: Eukaryota; Fungi; Ascomycota; Eurotiomycetes; Eurotiales; Aspergillaceae.
AGACCACCGACUGCUUGCUGGCUGCAUUUCAGCCCAGCCUGAAUCAUGGUAUGCUUUCAUGGGAGAAUGUAUGAUGCGACUCUUGGGCCCGUUGGUCUGUCCCAGAAUCUUGCCUCAAGGCAGUCUACCUGCAUUCGUGAUGGAGACGCAAGAUUUUUUCCGAAAGGCCUACGUUCCGUCAAUUCAACGCGAGGUACCGCCCCCGGGUUACAUACUCAACCUUCCUCUUCUCAGCCAGCUAGACCUCAUGUUACCCCGCUGGAUUCUCUACGAGGGAAUGUCUGUCGCUUGUUCUGCCACCAUAGAUCAGAUAAACUUAAGGGAUUUGAGAGACCACAUUACUCAAGAUCCACCGGUGUUGCUCCUCGUUUCUGGUCGCAGCAAUAACAACCAACAACAUGUUACCUUUGGUUUAUUCUAUCCAAAUGGAUUCCUCCUAGACGGCUAUGAUGAGGAACUAGGGGCGCGCAUGUUCCAGUUUGAACCCGUGCAGCGAUAUUUUGGUACUCAUGUCAGUAGGGACUAUUCGAUCCAGUUCGACUUGGAAGGAGAGAAUCCAACCAUGACGGGUCAGGUUACCUGGCAAACCAAAGUUUGGUUAAAGGAGGAGAGUAACACCGCGCCAACAGAUAGAUCCAUUGCCAAAGACAAUGCCAUGAGUCUUACGGUGAGCAGUAAAGGUCUUGGUCACUUCAUGGUACAGGCGCAUAGAUUUCCCCAGGGUUAAUGAGUGUUUCGACGUGGAUGCCGUGGAACUGUUCAAGUGCGAUAACCAGCGCAUUUUCGUGGCUGAUUAUGAGUAUGAUGAGUGUUAUUAUUAUCUUGACGAUGAUUGAGGAAUUGCACUUCCAUAUUCAAGUACAAACCAGAAGCACAGUCCUUUACUUCAAGUCAACAUUUGUACUUAUCAGAGAUGUGCCCUAGUUAAUGACAGC